AUGUCACUAUCUCCUCAUACUCCGAUCAUCGUUGGCGUUGGCGAGAUUUGCAACCGGUCAACCGCCGUUGAGAAUGCCAUCGAACCAAUGGAGCUGAUGCUCCAAGCUAUUCAAAAUGCCUUUGCGGAUUCCAGUGCACCUGAUCGCGAUGCCCUGGUCGCCGCCGUGGACAGCAUUUCCGUCGUUCCGCCUUGGACCUGGCCAUAUGAAAACCUCCCUGGGCUCUUGGCAGCUAAACUCGGCGCGGAACCAUCGCACCUCCAUCUCGGACCUCAUGGGGGUAAUCAACCGGGAGAGCUGUGUGAUGAGGCGGCUCGGAGAAUCGCUUCCGGACAGAGCAGAAUCUCCAUCAUUGUCGGUGGCGAAGCCUUAGCAUCUCUCGCUGCAUGCCACAAAGCCGGCCGAAAAAUUCCAAAAGGGUGGACAAAGCCCGACCCGAACACCCGGCAGAUCAAAACGGGCGACCUGAGCAUGCUUGGCGACAACGUGGGUACGCUCCAUUCAGUUGGCCUACCCACUCAUGUCUACCCCAUGUAUGAAAAUGCCUUCCGCUCUUUCCGACGCCAAUCGUGCGAAGAAAAUCUCAAGGAAUCCGCGACUAUGUAUGCCGAGUUUGACGAGAUUGCGUAUCCCUUGCUGGUGAACGCAUUCAACACCGUCAAUCUGGCGGCGGCAUGUGUCUUGACAUCCGUAGAACAGGCUGAAAAGCUACGUAUCCCGAGGGGAAAAUGGGUCUAUGUCCUUGGCGGUGCUGGUACGGAAGACAGGCACAACUGUGAGUCUACUCCGGUCAGGUCCAUCAUGGACAAGUGGCUGAGAAUGGUAAUUAAUUAUUUCCAAGUCUGGGAGCGUCCCUGGUACUGGACAAGCCCUGCCCUCGAGAAAUCUAUCGACACCGCCAUCAAAGUGUCCGACCUGACACUAGACGAAUUAGAUGUCUUUGAUUUCUACUCUUGCUUUCCUAUUGUUCCCAAGAUGGCGGCUCGACACGUUGGUUUGUCUCCAACCAGCCCGGCGAAACCUAUCACGCUUUUGGGCGGUUUGACCUCCUUUGGCGGUGCCGGAAACAACUACUCUAUGCACGCCUUGGUGGAAAUGACGCGCCAGCUGAGAAAUGGAACAUACCGCAACGGUCUUGUCCUUGCUAAUGGAGGAAUGUUCACGCAUCAACAUGCUGUUUGCCUGUCCUCCCGACCACGGAAGGGGAACACGCCAUAUCCUGCCGAGAGACCGCUCCCACUAGAGACACCAGGUGUCACGAUCCCACAUUUUGAAGCUCGCCCUGGAGCCGGCGCUGCGAUUAUUGAGACUUACACCGUGGAGUUUAAGCGGGAUGGGGCGCCUCGCAUUGGGCAUAUCGUAGGACGGUUGGCGAAGGACAACAGUCGUUUCAUCGCCAACCAUGGAGAUACUGCUACCUUGGCCAAGCUUGCCAAUCCCAUGGUUGACCAUAUUGGCGGCUUCGGAUACGUAACGACUGGAGACGACGGUAGGAAUCUGUUCUGCCUGGAUGCGGACUCAAAGAUCUAG
This is a messenger RNA of Scedosporium apiospermum, 1530 nucleotides long. RefSeq lists its product as uncharacterized. NCBI's taxonomy places the organism in Eukaryota, Fungi, Ascomycota, Sordariomycetes, Microascales, Microascaceae. Gene Ontology annotation, molecular function: acyltransferase activity. The transcript has 6 exons. Bases 1 to 1530 code for a protein of 509 amino acids. The record is from RefSeq and is a predicted model, not a curated record.